AUGACCAUUAGUGAUCAUGUCCGGGGAAUAUCUGAGGGAGGGAGUCUUGGCCGCCCAUCAGUGCUGACGGCGGCAGUUGAAGAAGAGAUAGCCGACAAAAUAAAGGCUGCAGCGCUGACAGGGUGGCAACAUUUCCCCUAUGGCGAUAGUCAAGGGAAGACCCCAAAAUGCCUUCAGGCUUACAAUACUCCGGCUGGAGUGCCUGGCACGGCCUACACAUACCAGAGUCGUGCAUGGAUGGAGGACGCUCUGGGUGAAGGAUGGUUUGAGGCCCACUUCCUGAAACACUGUGGACCUGAGAGGCCUCAACUUAUCGUCCUGGACAGCCACAGUUCGCACGAAACACUUGGGCUUCUGGAGAAGGCAAAGGCAAAUGAUGUAACCAUCCUAGCUUUUCCUCCCCACACAACACAGUGGCUUUGUCCUCUGGACAAAUCAGUAUUUGGCCCACUAAGCUGGGAGUGGAACAGGGUAUGCAGUGAAUUCAUGGUGCAAAGUCCAAAUAACCUGGUGACCAAAUGGGAAUGGCCCCAUUUGUUCAAACAAGCGUACAGUGUGGCUUUCACGCCCUCAAAUGUUUGCAGUGGAUUCCGUAAAUGUGGGAUAUUCCCUGUAAACAGGAAUUCAAUUCCAGAUAAGGCUUUUGUCCCUAGCAAACCAUUUGAUAUCAGCUUGGAUUCAUCUAGAGAAGGGGGAGUUGCUGAUGUUCCUGUUGUUGUUGAAGCUGACAAUCCGGUGACUUCUGAUACUGUCACACCUGAUGCCGGAGUGUCUGCUACGCCAAUAGCUGGGACAUCAGUGGUUCCAUCUACAACUGAAGCAGUGUUACCAGAGGGCGCAUCUCUCCUGUCUGACACUGACUUCAUCUUGUCUGUUUUGACAGGUGACACUCCCUGUUCUUUUGAUGAAUCCGGCAACUUAGUUGUUGAAAUGGCUACAGUCUCCGAGGCUGCUGCAAUGGACGCUAUCAAGUCCGAGUUUUCCCUUCCAGCUCCUGUAACAAAACAAAGUUUGAAAUCAAAUCCACGGAAGCUGACUUCCCACCGCAUAUUCACGAGCGAUGAGAUCAUUAAGAUGAAGGUAGAAAAGAGAGAUGAGAAAGAGAAACUAGAAAGAGAAAAACAAGCGCGUCUGGAAGCCAGGCAAUAUCGGCAGAAGGGUGGGAAGUCAGCUUCCAAAUCUAAUGUAAAUACCUAA
Haliotis rubra (blacklip abalone) is the source of this 1197-nucleotide messenger RNA. Its product is annotated as MFS-type transporter clz9-like. Lineage: Eukaryota; Metazoa; Mollusca; Gastropoda; Lepetellida; Haliotidae. The transcript has 2 exons. The record is from RefSeq and is a predicted model, not a curated record. The coding region runs from base 1 to 1197 and encodes 398 amino acids. Gene Ontology annotation, molecular function: nucleic acid binding.